AUGGAAGGUGUUGGUGAAUUAGGGUAUGGUUAUUUACAAAACAAACCUCUUUUAUAUCGACCCAGUCCUCCAUUAACAGCCAUAGAGAGGUUCUUGUUGGGUAAUAACAACCAUUUCUCUCUCCAACCAACUCCAAACAUUGUAAAAAGCAAUGAACCACACAUUCCUUCAAGUGGUUUUCAUGGUUUUUCUCCUUUGCGUGGUGCAAUUGGUAGCUUUUCAGGCAGAUUUUCGUGGUCGUGUGUGCCGGAAACUAGAUUCACAGACAGGCUUAGGGAGACUGUUAACCGGACACAAGAUACAAAUCUUAACGUGGGUUUGAAUGAAGAGAACAUAUCAGUGCCAAGAAAUUCUAAAGGGGUUGUAAAGACAGUGAAAGAUAGGUCUUUUACGCCUCAGAUCAAAGGGAAAUGGACUGAUGAAGAAGAUAGGAUGCUGCUUAAAUUGGUGAGGCAACAUGGAGUGAGAAAAUGGGCUCAGAUAGCUGAGAAAAUGCUUGGCAGGGCUGGAAAACAGUGCCGGGAGCGAUGGCACAGUCAUUUGCGACCCGAUAUCAAGAAAGAUUGUUGGAGUGAAGAAGAAGAAAUAAAGUUGGUUAAAGCUCAUAAAGAGAUUGGCAACAAAUGGGCAGAAAUUGGAAAGCAAAUCCCGGGAAGGACUGAGAAUUCAAUUAAGAACCACUGGAAUGCAACCAAAAGAAAGCUGAAUUCAAAGGGAAAGAUCAAGAAAUCCGAGGCUCAGAUUAGAAGGGAUCUAACUCGAUCAACUAUACUCAAAAAUUACAUUAAAAGUAUGAAUUUGAGCGAUGCAGGUACUGACAUUGCCCCUCCUAUUACUGGAAGCACCACCACCCCUACUGGCUCCACUGUCACUGAAGAAGAUUUCUCAAACCAAUCCUCUCUUUCGCUUCCAUCGGAUUUGUCUGAGGAGUCCAUCGAUAACUCUCCUCAUUUCAUGUACCAAUCAUAUGAUGACGAACUCAACUUCAUGACCAACUUCUUUGGUAACAAAGAUGACCAACUACCACCACCACCACCAUCCAUUGAUAACAACAACAAAGACAAGGGUGUAAUUGAGUCUCCAACGGUUCAAAAUGAUCAUGCCAACAAUGUUUUGGGCCACUCAGGCCUUUCGGGCGUCAAUUCCUUUGGAUUCAAUAACAACAAUGGUGAUCACCAGUUCCUCAAUGACAAGAACAAUGGUGAUCAUCAGUUCGUCAAUGACAUGAUUGUUGGAGGUGGUGGCUUUUCCUCUUCCAUAACUGAGCCAAACAUGUUCAUAAAUACCCAUAUUGAAGAACCACGAAAAACCCAUUUGUCUUCUGACUUUUACCUCCCCAAUCUGUUUGAUGGAGCCACCACUACUUCACCUUCCAUGGGUUAG
Molecule: messenger RNA, 1383 nt
Organism: Camellia sinensis
Lineage: Eukaryota; Viridiplantae; Streptophyta; Magnoliopsida; Ericales; Theaceae
Source: RefSeq, a predicted model, not a curated record